Messenger RNA from Psammomys obesus (fat sand rat), 582 nucleotides. RefSeq names its product ribonuclease A family member 11 (inactive) (gene Rnase11). The record is from RefSeq and is a predicted model, not a curated record. Lineage: Eukaryota; Metazoa; Chordata; Mammalia; Rodentia; Muridae. Gene Ontology annotation, molecular function: nucleic acid binding. The transcript has a single exon. The coding region runs from base 1 to 582 and encodes 193 amino acids.
AUGGCCGUCUUUCUGCUGUUGCUUGGCCUCGCACUGGUUCUUGUAGCCUCUUCAGAAAGCACAAUGAAGGGGAUUACAGAAACAUUUCCACAGGAAGAGAGUCAACCUGCUGCCAAACAGAGUGCUGGGGAGUCCAUGAACUCAACCCUGCCAAAUGAAAACAUCAGCCCCAGCAAAUCCGAGGAUGUGACAUCUGCCCCACCCCCAAAGUCCAGAAGGUCCUAUUUUGUCAUCCCCAAGGGAAACACUUUGAGUAACGACAAAAACUGUCUAAACGGCCUGAUAGUCUGGAGGAACAUUUUAGACGUGAACGAGUCACACCAGUUGGGCAGUAACUUUAUACAUGGGUCCAAGGAUGUGAUACACGGAGGUCCCAGGGCCACCGUCUGGAAGUGUGGACACACACCCAGCCUAAGCUGCCGUGAGAGCCUAGGACUGGAGCAUACUGGAGGGUGCAAGGUCGCUGCAGGCCGGCAGUGCCCCAGGUGCCAGGAGCACGGUGUCACCUCAGUAAAGAGAAUCUUGACGGUGCUGACAAGCCACUCUCUGAUGAGCUGGCUAGUUAGCGGCUCUAAGCUGUAA